Molecule: messenger RNA, 1358 nt
Organism: Octopus sinensis (East Asian common octopus)
Lineage: Eukaryota; Metazoa; Mollusca; Cephalopoda; Octopoda; Octopodidae
Product: deoxycytidylate deaminase-like
Exons: 1
Coding region: 422-1081 (219 amino acids)
Molecular function (GO): zinc ion binding; hydrolase activity
Source: RefSeq, a predicted model, not a curated record
GUCCCACACACGACAGCAGUCGUUCGACAUAGAUAGAAAGAUAGAUCGAUAUAGAUAGAAAGAUAGAUAGAUAGUGGGUGGCACAAAGUGUAAAGGUCGUAAAUAGCGCUAUAAGCGAGGAAGAUAACUAGAAACAUAUUUGCGUUUCUAAUAAGUCGAGGAAGUAAACUGUAAAUACGGAGACGUACUUGCAUAGCAAGUGAUUUGAUCUGAGAUCGUGUGCUGAAACGAAAACAAUUGCAGCGUGGAAGGUGUUUGUAAGCCAUUUAAGAAACACACAAAAGCCGUUCGAUUCACUUCAACAUUUAAGUUUAAUUUGUCAAAAUAUUUUCGUCGCUAAAAUCCGCGACCUGUUCACUGACAAAGUCCGUGCUGCAUCUCUGUAAAUAUUUCCCGCAAAAUCUUACGUAUUUGAAUCACUAUGGCAGAAGGUACUUCUGUUAACGAUGUUGCAUCAAGCAUGUCUAAAAAGCGGCAAGGUUACCUUGGAUGGGAUGAUUACUUCAUGUCAGUGGCUUUCCUCUCUGCUAAACGUAGCAAAGACCCAAGAACUCAGGUAGGAGCUUGUAUUGUUAAUGAAGAUCGACGUAUUGUUGGCACCGGAUAUAACGGUAUGCCUCGAGGUUGUAGUGACGAUGUUUUUCCUUGGUGCAAUGAAGGUCCCACUGAGCUACAGAAGAAAAGUCUCUACGUAUGUCAUGCUGAGCUUAAUGCUAUUCUCAAUAAGAACUCUGCAGACGUUCGCAAUUGCACUAUGUAUGUCGGUUUGUUUCCUUGCAAUGAAUGUGCUAAAGUCAUUAUACAGUCUGGAAUUAAAAAAGUAAUAUUCUAUUCGGAUAAAUAUAAGGACCGAACUACCUCUCAAGCUUCUCGAAAAAUGUUUAAAGAUGCUGAAAUAGACUGUGACCAGUAUCAACCUACAGACGAACAAAUUGUUAUAGAUUUUACUUCAAUAGAAGAAAAGAAAAACCGGAUUAUAAGUUCAGACAGACAAAAUGUUACAGGUUUUACUUCAUUAGAUAAAAAGAAAGACCGGAUUAAAAGUUCAGAUUCACACCUUUUUUCUGAACUUUCAUUUUAAUCAGAUGCGAACAUAAACACUUGGAAUUCAUUAUAUUGCCACCAUUGCCUUUUCAUAAUGAUAUCCUGUUAUAUUUUCUAGCUAAAAUAUUAACUGUUGUAUUUUUAACGAACAUUUUUAUUCCAUUUUGUUUUCGUUUGUGUGUACAUAACAUUUUAACUUCCUCUUUCUAAGAAAGUGAAACUAUCCACAUUUGCUCCAAUACGCAGUAGCGUAGCUGGGGGGUGUGUGUGCAUUUUGGGCCGCACUUUUAAAGAGGCUAAUGUGUGUGUGUCUG